This is a messenger RNA of Sphaeroforma arctica JP610, 1798 nucleotides long. RefSeq lists its product as hypothetical. Lineage: Eukaryota; Ichthyosporea; Ichthyophonida. The transcript is spliced from 11 exons. The record is from RefSeq and is a predicted model, not a curated record. Bases 119 to 1798 code for a protein of 559 amino acids.
AAAUAUCACAGCCUCAUAUACUCUGUGUAUAUGCUCCUACGCACAUAUAUCUGAUUAGUGAUAUGAAAGUCAAUUCUGUUUGUGAACUACGAAGGCCCAAACAGAGAGCCUCGUAGCGAUGGUGAAAGUACUAGAUACCCCACCACCGCAAUUGUCGUCAGACUUUUUCUCUCGGUCUUUCGACAACAUAGCUACACGCUUGCUAAGCAUAGAAAAGCGAGAUAAACACCAUGAUGUUCCUGAGAAUUGCAAAUACAUCCCUGUUGAUGCAGAGAAAAUUAUUUUGUGUGGAAGACAUCAGUUUAAUGAGCGCUCAAUCAAAGAGGAAAAUUUCUGCCGCAUAGAUUGGCCCGGGGUAUAUUUUAUGCUUUGUGUUACAGGUGCCGAUGUCGUAUAUGUACAUUUAGCGGGUGGUGCCAACUACUUUAAUGUUUAUGUCAACGGAAUGUUCUGCCGAGCUAUUGGAAGUAAAUACGACGAGUCUACAUAUUUACUUGCGCAUGAUUUAAGUCCGGAUCAAGUAUACGUCGUAACCCUGGUGAAACGAACUGAGGCAUAUCUACGUACCGCACUCACAUAUUUCAAACCUGCACGAGUCUUUGGCUUUUCUCUCUUUCCGAAUACUGCCGAAGUUCUGCCAUGCCCUCUGCCUACACUCCCCAAUACAGACCCGUCCAACGCAAGCCCCUGUCGAUACUUCGAAUUCGUGGGGGAUUCCGACACAUGUGCGUUUGGGGUGGAGGGUCAUAUGACUGGAUCUAAUAGCAUAAGCAUGGACCCAUCCACAUGCAACAUCGACAGAUCAUGGGCUCGCGUAUUGUCACGAAAGUUCGGCGCAAUAUCUCACACACUUGCGUGGUCAGGUAAAGCCAUAAGCAAAAAUCCCAAUUUUCUCGGUAAAGCGACAAUUCUCGAUAUGUACGACCGUCAAAUCGCGAACGAGCCGGACACCCCUUCCACUCAUGCGGAAUGCCCGUACAUCGCAACAAAUGCCUCAGCUUCUUCGGCUGAAAUAAAGGCGGCAUCGGCGGACGCGGUCUUCAUAUUAGGUGGUAGCAAUGAUUUCCUUUUAUCACCUCGGCCGACAGAAAUCGAAUUUACGUUCGAUUAUAUGAAACUGAUCGCCGAGGUCAGGAAAAGGCACAAAACAGCCUACAUUUGUUGUAUAGUAUUGGGAUCUACAGCCGUCGCCGGGGUUGACGAUGGUGACGAGGAAUCUAAAAAGCCGCUCAUCGACACGAUCAGGCGACUGACUCGAGAUGCCGUAGAUAAGUUUUGUGAAUUAGGAGACGACAAAGUCUAUUUAAUCGAUCUAAAUGACAAAGUAGAUCUCGACAAGGCACGGGAUUUCGCCCUCAUAAUGCAUUGGAACGCAAUGGGUCACUGGAAGGUUGCUGCCGCGGUCGAAAGAGAAUUGAGACAAAUCACGGGCUGGGAUCCAAUAAAAGACGAGAACAGGCCUCGACAAUCGCUAACAGAGGAUAUGUUCAACAAAAUUGAUAUACCAGACAUCUGUCCAACGACAAUCCGCCAAGCUUGGACGCCCGUGCGAAUGCCAGCCAUCGGCGCUAGGGACACACUUGGAUAUGAAACCUCAAAGCCAAGAUCGAGGUGGGGAUCAACUCGCCGCAAAAAACCAAGCUCGCGCGACAGACCGAUUUCGGCUGAUAACCCAGAGUCAAUGGCACCGAUACCUUUUAGCAACCAACCGAGAUCGCAUGUGCCGCAUGUACUUAUUCAACGAUUUACACGGCCUCCAGGGGAUGUGGAUGUUAGUUCUUGCAAUAAAGAGAAGUAG